Molecule: messenger RNA, 2814 nt
Organism: Anguilla anguilla (European eel)
Lineage: Eukaryota; Metazoa; Chordata; Actinopteri; Anguilliformes; Anguillidae
Product: extracellular calcium-sensing receptor-like
Exons: 7
Coding region: 1-2775 (924 amino acids)
Biological process (GO): G protein-coupled receptor signaling pathway
Cellular component (GO): membrane
Molecular function (GO): G protein-coupled receptor activity
Source: RefSeq, a predicted model, not a curated record
AUGUGCAGUGGGAUGGAUCUGCAGAUCAUUCUGCUGGCACUAACAGUCCUCUGGGCUGCAGCACAGACCCCACCAUGCAGAAUACUGGGGAGGGCAGCCAAGCCAAGAUUCUAUCAACAUGGAGACAUCAACAUCGGUGGAGUCUUCACUUUGUACGAUAUUCCUUUGGACACAACCAUCAAAUUUAAUGCCAAACCAGAACCGCUGAGAUGCUCUCGAGUUGACUUAAGAGAAUUCCGGGUGGCCCAGACGAUGAUCUUCACCAUUGAAGAAAUAAACAACAGAACUGACAUCCUCCCAGGAGUAUCUCUUGGAUAUAAAAUAUAUGACACCUGCGACUCUGCAGCAAUUUCUAUACAAUCAGCCAUGGCUCUGAUGAACGGUUAUGAGGACACACUGACCGACACAUCUUGCUCCACACCAGCCGUAGUGCACGCUAUCAUUGGAGACUCAGUAUCUACAAACACUAUGGCAAUUGCUGCAACAGUAGGAUUAUUUCAAAUUCCAGUGAUCAGUCACUUUGCUACCUGUGCAUGCUUGAGCAACAGAAAAGAAUUUCCCACAUUCUUCAGAACCAUUCCCAGUGACUAUUACCAGAGCAGAGCACUGGCUCAGCUGGUGAAACACUUUGGCUGGACCUGGAUAGGAGCAGUGAGAAGUGAUAGUGACUAUGGCAACAAUGGGAUGGCCACGUUUAUAAAAGCUGCUCAACAAGAAGGAAUCUGCAUUGAGUAUUCAGAGAAAUUUCACAUAACGGAAUCAGAUAAAUUAUUGAAGGUUGCAGAUGUUAUCAAAAGAGGUACUGCAAAGGUCAUUGUCGUAUUUCUUAGUGUGGGUGAAAUGUACAUGUUACUGGAGCAGCUGACGCUUCAGAAUAUUACAGGUCUCCAAAUGGUUGGCAGUGAAGGGUGGAUAACAGCAAGCAGUUUAGUAACACCUACAACUUUCAGAAUACUGGGAGGGUCUAUUGGCUUUGCUGUCCCCAAAGGCAAAAUAAAUGGCUUUAAAGAGUUUUUGUUGAAACUUCACCCAUCAAAAUACCCAAAUAAUACUGUUGUCAUAGACUUUUGGGAAAAUGCGUUUCAAUGCUCCCUCAUAAAUGAAAACAAUCUACCUCAAAUGAAUCCCUGCAAGGGAUCUGAGAGCUUAACCGAACUGGAAAAUGAAUACACCGACGUAUCAGAGCUGAGAAUCUCCAGCAAUGUUUACAAAGCAGUAUACGCUGUGGCUCAUUCUCUACAUGGCUUAUUGACAUGUACACCCCAUCAAGGCUGCGCAAACAGGGUGAAAACAGAGCCCUGGCAGGUACUUACAGCUCUGAAAGAAGUCAAUUUUACUCUGGGAACUGGAGAGAAAGUCUCAUUUGACAGUAAUGGAGACCCAAUAGCCAGUUAUGAGCUGGUGAACUGGCAGCUUGGUCCUGAUGGUGCAGUAGAGUUCAGAGUGGUUGGCCACUAUGAUGCCUCUUUGCCACCUGGACAGCAGUUUGUGAUGAGCCCUGUUACUACGGUUUGGGCUGGUGGACAAAAACAGAUUUACAUUAAAGCAUGGACAGGUGGCAUUAUUGAACAGAAACUGCCACAAGCACAGUGUAAACUGAUUUUUCAUUUGAAACCAUUGCACCUAGAUGGCCUCAAUGAAGAAUUCAAUCUAAGUUGUGCUCUGUUUGUCAUCAUUAUUAUGGUCAUUCCUGUUGUUGAUCGGUCAUCAUUACUGUUGAACCAUGUUUCACAGAAACCCAGGUCAGCAUGCAGUGAGAGCUGUCCCCCAGGCACCCGGAAGGCUGCGCAGAGAGGAAGGCCUGUCUGCUGCUAUGACUGUGUGCCCUGUGCUGAGGGAGAAAUCAGCAAUGUCACAGAUUCUAAUGACUGUAUUCAGUGUAUGGAAGAGUACUGGUCUAAUACUAAAAGAGAUCAAUGUGUUCCAAAGGCUGUUGAAUUUCUGUCAUUUCACGAAAUUCUGGGAAUUGUGCUUGUUAUUUUUUCCAUAUUUGGAGCAUGUGUCACUGGAUUUGUGACUGUACUGUUCUUUAUAAAUAAGGACACACCCAUUGUGAAAGCCAACAACUCAGAGCUGAGCUUCUUGCUGCUCUUUUCUUUGAAACUGUGUUUCCUUUGCUCUCUUACCUUCAUCGGCCGGCCCUCUGAGUGGUCCUGUAUGCUGCGCCACACUGCGUUUGGGAUCACCUUUGUCCUCUGCAUCUCCUGUGUUCUGGGGAAAACAAUAGUGGUGUUAAUGGCCUUCAGGGCUACACUUCCAGGCAGUAAUGUCAUGAAGUGGUUUGGGCCUCUGCAGCAGAGACUGAGUGUUCUUGCUUUCACUCUCAUACAGGUCCUUAUUUGUGUGCUUUGGUUAACAAUAUCCCCUCCAUUCCCCAACAAGAACAUGAAGCACUACAAAGAAAAGAUCAUUCUAGAAUGUGAUGUAGGAUCAACAGUGGGGUUCUGGGCUGUAUUGGGUUAUAUUGGGCUCCUCUCUAUAUUGUGCUUUGUUUUAGCUUUUCUGGCUCGUAAGCUGCCCGACAACUUCAACGAAGCCAAGUACAUCACAUUCAGCAUGCUCAUAUUCUGUGCAGUCUGGAUCACCUUUAUACCAGCUUAUGUCAGCUCACCUGGAAAGUUCACUGUGGCUGUGGAAAUAUUUGCAAUUUUAUCAUCUAGUUUUGGCUUGCUGUUCUGUAUCUUUCUUCCAAAAUGUUACAUAAUAUUAUUCCAACCUGAGCAAAAUACAAGGAAACAUAUAAUGGGUAAAAAAUCACAAGCGGAGCAUAGUUAGUGACGCGUUUUCCAUCACCCAUCGUUGGUUGGUCCGCCA